UUAACCAAAGUUGUUUUAGACUAGAUGUUGGGUUAUCUUCUCCCUUUCACAAUUUCUCAUAGAAAGGAGAGAACUAAAAAAAUGAAUAAUCCAACUUCUUCUCUUGUUUUUUUAUUUUUCUUGUUAAUCUUUACUUGUCUAUGUGAAAUAACCGCAAAAGCGGAUGAAGCUGAUGCUAAGAUUUACAUUGUCUACUUGGGACACAAGCCACACGAUGACCAUGAACUUAUCACCUAUUCACAUCAUGACAUUUUAGGUCAAGUGGUUGGGAGUAAGGAAGAAGCCAAAAAACGGAUGAUAUAUAGCUAUAGACAUGGCUUUUCUGGGUUUGCUGCUAAGCUCACUAAUUCUCAAGCCAAACAAAUUGGAGAAUUACCUGAAGUGGUCCGAAUUAUACAAAACUCUCGUUACAAGACUCAUACGUCAAGGAGUUGGGAUUUUUUGGGUCUUUCUAAAAAUGAUCCCAACAAUCUUCUCAACAAAACAAAUCAGGGUGAUGGAGUAAUAAUUGGCAUUUUAGAUUCAGGUAUAUGGGGAGACUCGGAAGCUUUUAAUGAUAAAGGGCUAGGUCCAAUUCCAUCUCGAUGGAAGGGUAAUUGCAAAUCUGAAGGAAAAUUCAAUGCCACAAAACAUUGUAACAAAAAAAUUAUUGGUGCACGUUGGUACAUAAAAGGGAUGAUGGAAGAAAAGGAACUAAACCAGACAAUGGUCGAAGAAUUAUAUGAUUUAUCACCAUUAGAUGACCACGGGCAUGGUACACAUGUUGCCUAUACAGCUGCUGGUUCUUAUGUUAACGAUGUUCAAUAUUAUGGUCUUAACAUGGGGACAGCACGAGGAGGAGCACCACUUGCGCGAUUGGCUAUUUAUAAGGUCUGUUGGACAGAUAAGGAAACUCAAUAUUGUGGUAGUGCUGAUGCUCUUGCUGGUAUUGAUGAUGCUAUAAAAGAUGGGGUUGACAUAUUGUCAGCAUCUAUUGGUGAUGAUUGUGUCUUGUCUGAAGUCGAUUUUUUUGAAAGUCUUUUGGGGAUAGGAUCUUUUCAUGCAGUAUCCCAUGGCAUAUCUUUUAUUGCUGCUGGAGGAAAUAGUGGACCUGAAUCAAGCACAAUCAGCAAUACUUCUCCAUGGAUGAUAAAUGUUGCGGCUAGCAAUGACGAUAGAGAAAUUGUUACUCCUUUAACACUUGGCAACAACAAGACUAUACUAGCCGCUCAAGGAAUUUUUAAAGGGAAGGAACAAGCCUUUGCUCCUUUGGUCAUUUUUGAAAAGAUAACAAAUUAUAAUGAAGUCAAAUCUAUUGCCAAUGAAGUGAAAGGAAAAGUUCUAAUGCUUUUCUUUCAAAACCAAAUUGAUAUAAUUUUUUCUUUGCUGACUCUAAAAACUACUGGGGUUUUGGCUCUGAUUGUUUCUACUCCCCCUCUUAACGAAAACAUUGACUAUAAUCAAACUCAUGGUGUCCCUAUACCCUUUUUUUCCGUUGAUGUGGAGCAAGGAAACCAAAUAUUUGAUUAUUUUCAACAAUGUAAAUCGAAUAAGCAAGAUCCUAUGAUUAAAUUGGGUCAAUCUGAAGUUUUUGAGGGGAAGAAGAUAUUUCUAAAAGUGCCUAAGUUCUCAUCAAGAGGCCCGAAUUCCUUUACCCCAAAAUUUUUGAAGCCGGAUGUUGCAGCUCCUGGUGUAAGUGUACUUGCAGCAGUUCCUCCUCAUAAAGGAGACAAUGGAUUCCAACUCAUGUCAGGAACAUCCAUGGCAGCUCCUCACGUCUCAGGAAUUGUUGCACUCCUUAAAGCUGCACAUCCUAAUUGGUCUCCUGCAGCGAUCAAAUCCGCACUUGUAACUACAGCAUGGAACGAGGACACAUAUAGAUCUGAAAUCUAUUCGGAAGGGGCAGGAGAUAAACUUGCUGAUCCAUUUGACUUUGGAGGAGGCAUUUGUAAUCCAAAUGGAGCAACGGAUCCUGGCUUAGUUUAUGAUAUGGAGAAAAAUGAUUAUUUGAAUUAUCUUUGCAGUUUGGGUUAUACUAAUGAUAAGGUUCACAAUGCAACUACAUUACUUUCCGAUUCAAAAAAUUCUACUGCAGCAGGCAUUAUAUGUCCCAAUGAAGUAUCUUCUAGGUUGGAUUUGAAUCUCCCUUCAAUAUCUAUUCCAAAUCUUAAGAAUUCAGUUAUUGUCAGAAGAACUGUUACUAAUGUUGGAAAUGUCAACUCUGUAUACAAGCUAGUGGUUAAACCUCCUAGAAAUACUGCAAUUAAAGUAAGUCCACAUGUCUUGAAGUUCAAUUCCAAGACAAAGAAAAUUUCCUUUGAGGUCAAAAUCACAUCUAAUCACGAAGGAAGGAGUAAAUUUAACUUUGGAAGUUUGUCGUGGAUUGACGGCAAGCAUUUUGUUAGAAUUCCUAUUGCUGUGAGAAAAUAAUAUAGGUCUGGUGGUACCAAACUUAGCUUCAGAAGUGUGGCAUGGAGUGAUGACAUUCAUUUUUGGUUAGAAGAAAAACACUUGUUUGCUACGUAUGAGCAUAUCUUUUUAGAGGAAAACGAGGAAGAGAGUGAAUAUCUAAUAACUCAAAAGAUGCAUCAUGAGUUUGUUACUCAGACCCUCUCCCCAGUAAUUCUUUUCUUCGUGUUAUUUUCUUUUCUGAUGUAAUUAAAUAAUGUGAUGAAGAAUUAAAGAAAAUUUACAUCAAUAUUGAAGAUAUUUUUGUUUA
This is a messenger RNA of Lycium ferocissimum, 2698 nucleotides long. RefSeq names its product subtilisin-like protease SBT3.9. The record is from RefSeq and is a predicted model, not a curated record. Gene Ontology annotation, molecular function: serine-type endopeptidase activity. Lineage: Eukaryota; Viridiplantae; Streptophyta; Magnoliopsida; Solanales; Solanaceae. Gene Ontology annotation, biological process: proteolysis. The coding region runs from base 25 to 2409 and encodes 794 amino acids. The transcript is spliced from 11 exons.